AUGGGAUUUCGAUAUGGAGACUGCAAUAAUAUUAUAAGUUGCUGUACUUCAGGACAACUCGUGUUGCAUAGUUUAGGUGCAGCGGACUUUGCACCUUUAAAUGUAUUUAAGAGAGCUCCUAACAUUGAAAACAGACCUGGUUCAUCCUGCUUCAUCGCGCCAAACUGGCAUCGAAUUGACAGUCGGCAAACAUGGCUGCCGUUCGUGUGGGAAGCGGAAACGCACGAAUUACUACGAGCCGAAAGGGAUGGCGGUAUACAAACACACGUGUUAGAAAGGGACGGAGGACUGUUCCUGGUAAACCAGCGUUUAGAGUGA
Danaus chrysippus (African queen) is the source of this 318-nucleotide messenger RNA. The record is from the annotation of a GenBank genome assembly. Lineage: Eukaryota; Metazoa; Arthropoda; Insecta; Lepidoptera; Nymphalidae.